AUGGCGAUGCUUUCCUUAAGCUCCCUGGUGCUCCUCUUUGCAGCCAUGAUUCAACUCUCUCAAGCACUUCCAGAUUCUGACAACAACCCACCUCUUAACAACGCUCCAUCUGAGCCACCAUCUCCCAUUUACAACCCUCCGACAACUCACAAAACACCCUCCUUUUAUAAGACCCCAGCUGGGAAAACCCCACCAUUCCAGAAACCACCAUUUUACAACACCCCUAUUGAAAACCCCCCUCUUUAUAAGCCACCAUUUUACGACCCUCCACCCCACAAAACCCCACCCUUUGUGCCUCCGCUUUACAUCCCACCCUCUGAUAAACCACCACUUUUCGUGCCACCCUUCAAGAUACCGCCUUUUCCCAUGCCAUCCUUUGAGAAACCACCAUUUUCUGCACCACCACUUUUUUUGCCACCCUUUAAGAUACCACCACCACCUCUUCACAUGCUACCUUACCCCAAGUUCUUUCCGACGUACUGCACCUGCUUCUGA
Molecule: messenger RNA, 495 nt
Organism: Vigna radiata var. radiata (mung bean)
Lineage: Eukaryota; Viridiplantae; Streptophyta; Magnoliopsida; Fabales; Fabaceae
Product: repetitive proline-rich cell wall protein 1-like
Exons: 1
Coding region: 1-495 (164 amino acids)
Source: RefSeq, a predicted model, not a curated record